AUGGAGAAGAAGUCAGAUGGCCUACCAUUUAAGUGGGGUAAAAAGAGAGGACCUGGUGGUGUAGAAAAUAAGGAUGUUCAGUACUAUGAGUCUUUUACUUACGGUGGUUGUGAGUACUGUCUUUAUGACUGUGUCUCUGUUGGAGAUGAUAGUCAAGUACACUCUUUUGUUGGCAAGAUUAUAAAAAUGUGGGAGUAUGUUGAUCAGCGUCAAGACCCGAGGAGAGUUGAGUUACUCUGGUUCUUUAAACCCUCUGAGCUUUCCUUGUACUUUGAAGGAGUUGAAGAUGUGCUUGCUAACGAACUGUUCUUGGCUUCUGGGUCAGGUCUUGGCCUCACCAAUGAAAACCUAUUGGAAGCAAUUUCUGGAAAAUGUCAUGUUCUAUGCAUCUCCAAGGACGUAAGAAAUCCACAACCCUCAGAGGAAGAAAUCAAGUCGGCUGACUUCCUUUUUCACCGAACAUAUGAUGUGGGAACUUCCAGAAUCUUAGAUAAGAUAGAUGAUAAUGUUGCUGGAGUUGAUGUUGAGUUCAUCUUUAACAGAACCAGUUCUGAGACAAAAGCUAGUGCUCUGCAAAAAGUGGCAACUGACAUACAAGGGACUGUAGAUAGUUUGAAACCAUAUCAUUCUUCAACUAGCGGUUCAGUUAUGCAGAAUAAAGGCAAUGCUAGUGAUGUCUCUGGUCACUGGAAGAGCGAUAAUGGUUACAAGAAAGAACAAGACAAUGAAUGUCAUAAACAAUUGGCUAGUAAAAAAUCUACACUUGCAGAAGAAAGUUCUAACAAAGAUUCUGGUCGGGAUGAUGCUGAACUUGACAGUUUUAGCGCUUCGGGUUCUAGGAGAUAUGAUGAAGGUGGAAACCAAUUUGCUAAACAAAAACCAAGGCUUGCUGAUGAAAGAUGCAGUAAAGAUUCUUACCGUUUGGAUGACAUGAUUCAAAAGAAACGGAGAGUAGAUGGUUCUCUUGCAGUACCAGAUGGAAGGUAUAAAGUGCCGCAGAAAAUAAGAAAUGAUGGUAGAAAAAAUACAGAACCUAUUAGAAGAGAUGCGAUGGUAAGUAAAUCAAGGCUUGCAGAUGAAAGAGGCAGUAAUGAUUUUUACGGUUUGGAUGUCAUGCCUCUAAAGAAACCGAGGGUAGAGGGCUCUGUUGCAGUGUCAGAGGGAAGGACAAGAGAGUCGCAGUGUACAAGUCAUGAUGGUAAAAAAGAUGUGAUGGUAGAAAAAUCAAGGGUUGCAAGGGAAAGAUACAACAAAGAUUGCAUUCUUCAAAAGAAACUGGAGCUGAAUGGCUCUGCUGUAGUAUCAGAUGGGAGGUCAAAAAUGUCAAAGAAAUUAAGUCAUCAUGAUGGAAGAAAAGAUCCUAGAGACAAAGUCACCAGAGAGGAAGUAUAUUUCCAGAAGCCUAGCUUCACUGACAAGAGUCAAGACCUGCGGAUACCAAGAUGUUCUGAAGGAAAAGUUACUAAACAUGUUAGAUUCGCUGAAGGAAAAGAGACCAGACAUGUGAGAUUUUCUGAAGGAAAAGAGAGUAAGCUUGCAACUGAGAAAGGUCUUAUCAAGAACUCCAACCCUGAUUGUAAAAUAUCAAAACACAGUGAGGAAAAGAUGUUGACCAAUGCCGAUUACAGAAGACAUUAUCAAGUCUCUGAAGUUACUCAAAAGCCUAAUGUUGUAAGUUUUAUAUUCCUUAUGAAACAAAAUUUUUGGGAAGAAGAUUUGAGGUGUGCAGAAGGGAAAGGGACUCUGGUUGUUCUCCGAAACUUGGAUCCUUCUUACACAUCUAAUGAAGUGGAGAAUAUAGUCUACUCUGCUUUGAAUGAGCAAUGCACGUCCAGGAUGAUAGAGCGGACGUCAGCUACUAUUCCUCAUAUCGGUGAAGCUUUGGUGAUAUUCGAGACAAUGGAUGUUGCAAACAGGGUAAUUAGAAGACUACAUGAUGGAUGCUUGUUGCUAUCAAAUGGAAGGGUACUUAUUGCUACUAGUGCUAAGGUAAAUCCUCCAGCUAUGCCUUCAUUGCCGUUUCCUGGCCAUAUCAAUACCCAGCGUCGAGGGAAGAGAAGCGCUGCGGUUACAUCACAUUGUUCUCAGGGUAACAACGUUGAAUUUGACAUGUGCAUGGAAUGGUGGUUGCACUUAGGCAUAUACAAGCAGAUUUGGGAAACGAUAUAUGAGCGACAAGUUGAGGAGAAGAAGAAGUUGCAGUUGGAUGUGGAGCCAAAACAAGCUUAG
Molecule: messenger RNA, 2229 nt
Organism: Eruca vesicaria subsp. sativa (arugula)
Lineage: Eukaryota; Viridiplantae; Streptophyta; Magnoliopsida; Brassicales; Brassicaceae
Source: the annotation of a GenBank genome assembly